CGGAGUGUGUUGGUAGUGCGCGGCCGAGUGCGCGUCCGCAGAGACGGUGCGAGGCGGACCGGGUGCACGCACGGACGAGGCCGACCCCCGAGCGCGCGCGACCAUGCCGAGCUCGUAGGCCGCGCCAGGCCGCGGAACCGAUGGUCGAUCGCGCGCAGGACAGCCAGCCGCAGCAGCGCCAGCGAGAGCCCAGCAUAGCAGCAGCAGCGGCGGCCGCCGCCGCCGCGGCAGACGCAGCGAAGCCAAUGACGAAGCUCCCGGGACUGACGUCGAGCCACGGCACGACGACGCUGAUCCACCGGUCGGGCCACUGCUACCAGCUGCACCGGCCGCACCUGGGCCUGGCGAGCCAGGAGCAGCAGCAGCAGCAGCAGCAGGGCGGCUGCGCCGCCGGCGCCGAGCAGCCGCAGCAGCCGCCGCACAAGAAGCUCAAGGCGGCCGGCGGCAGCGGCGCCGAGGCGCCGCUCGAGCUGACGCUCAGCGCCAAGCAGCAGCAGCAGCAGCAGCAGGCGCUGGCCACGAGCGUGCUGCUGCGCACGGUGCCGGGCGGCCUGGCGCGCCUCGGCAGCCCCGGCCACGUGGGCGGCGCGGGCGCCGAGGGCCGGCCCGGCCAGGCGGCCGCGAGCGCGCCGGCGCAGCAGCCGCGGGCGCGCGCGCCGCGCGCCCAGGGCCCGGGCCUGGGCCCGCCGCCGGCGGCGCGGCCGCGGCCCGAGGCCGAGCCCGCGCCCGUGAGCACGCACGUGAGCCGCCUGUACCCCGAGAUCCUGGCGCAGAUCUUCAGCAACCUGGAGGUGCGCGACCGCGGGCGCGCGGCGCAGGUGUGCGCGGCGUGGCGCGAGGCGGCCUACCACCGCAGCGCCUGGCGCGGCGUGCAGGCGCGGCUGCACCUGCGCAAGCACAGCUCGGCCGUGUUCCAGUGCCUGGAGCGGCGCGGCAUCCGGCGCGUGCAGGUGCUGUCGGUGACGACGCGCCGCCACGGCCUCGGCGACGUGUUCCGCGGCGUGCCCAAGCUGCAGGCGCUCGACCUGUCGGGCUGCUACCACCUGUCGGACGCGAGCCUGGGCAGCGCGCUGCAGCAGGACUACCCGGGCCUGGCCGAGCUGGACCUCAGCCUCUGCAAGAACCUGACCGACCUGAGCCUCGGGCGCAUCGGCCAGCACCUGCGCGGGCUGCAGGUGCUGCGCCUGGGCGGCUGCAGCAACGUGACCAACCAGGGCCUGCGGCUGAUCGCCUGGGGCCUGCCCAUGCUGCGCCGCCUGGACCUGCGCAGCUGCUGGCUGGUGAGCGACCAGGGGCUGGCGCACCUGGCGGGCCCGGGCCCGGAGGCGGGCCAGGAGGGGGGCGCGCGCCCCGGCUGCCGGCGCCUCGAGCACCUGGGCCUGCAGGACUGCCAGCGCGUCACGGACGAGGGCCUGCGCCACCUGGCCGUGGGCCUGGCGGCCAGCCUGCGCUCCAUCAACCUCAGCUUCUGCGUGCUCGUCACCGACCUGGGCAUGAAGCACGUGGCGCGCAUGCAGGCGCUGCGCGAGCUCGACCUGCGCAGCUGCGACAGCAUCGGCGAGCUGGGCCUGGCGUACCUGGCCGAGGGCGGCUCGCGGCUGGCCAGCCUCGACGUGUCCUUCUGCGACAAGGUGGGCGACCAGGCGCUGGCCCACCUCAGCCAGGGCCUCUUCGGGCUGCGCAGCCUCAGUAUGGCCGCCUGUCCCGUCAGCGACGAGGGCCUCUGCCGGCUGGUCAAGGCGCAGCGCGACCUCGAGACGCUGCUCGUCGGCCAGUGCAGUCGGCUCACCGACCGGAGCGUCUUCGCCAUCCUGGACCACCUGCCGCGGCUGCGCCAGAUCGACCUCUACGGCUGCACCAAGAUCUCCAAGUUCGCGCUCGACCGGCUGGAGCUCAAGUCGCCACGGCUGGCGCUCAACCGCGACCUCUGGCAGGAGCGCCGGUGAUGACCUCUGCCCAGCGCAUCACGUUGAGAGAGCAGUCCUCGUCGGCGGCAGCAGCAGCAGCAGCGGCGGCGGCGGCAGCGGCAGCAGCGCCAGCGCGCGACCACGACGGCGGCGCUGGAGCGUCGCUGAAGGACAUUCCGCCGGGCCAUGAAUGCAUGCAGCAGCCGCGAGCGCCGCGGCAGCGGCUCAACCUGUUUCUGUCGCGGCCAGCAUGUAUAAUGCACGAGCGGGGCCCGCUUUGGUCCGGCGGCCGGCCGCUCGAUCGACAAAUGAUCAUUGUACGCGUGUAAUCGAUUCCCCGGCCGAGCCGAUCCUCGCUUCCGCUCGGCCGUGUCGUCGUCGCCGGCCUCGACCACUCUCGACAUGUUCCUCUCGCGCGGAGCGGGCGCCGCCGACGCGCCGAGGCGGACAGCUCCCGGAGACUAAUCCAGCGACUCUAGUUUUUAUUGCUCAGCGAUUGUUAGGCUAGUUUCCGAAGCGAGCUUGCUCUCGUUUCUCUCUCUCGCUGUCCGUUCUUUGUCCUUGAUUUUUUCGCGGCGAUUGAUCGCGCUGCCUUUCUCUCUCUCUCUCUCUCUCUCUCUCUCUCUCUCUCUCUCUCUCUCUCUCUCUCUCUCUCUCUCUCUAUCUCUGUUCCUCCCUCUCUGGCGCGCCGCGGCGGCCCGUUAUUUCGGGGCCGCGUGCGCGGCCGUUACCUGCGUUAGUCAUGUGCGAUCGUAGUUGCUCGGCGGUCGACGCCAGGCUUGGCCGCCCCCGCGGCGAGACACUCGGCGUCGCCAGCCCUUGCAAAACGCGCUAAGUGCUCCGCGCAGCGCCAAAGAGAGCCACUCCGCCGAGCAGCCAAUUUCUUUUGAGCGCGCGGGCAGGCAGCGCCAGGGCGUCUGUCAGCGCUCCGACGUAAUUGUACGCUCGCCCGUACGUAAAAGGUGCCACACUUAGCAAUAAUUAAAAUUUAGAAAUUUUAAGUAAUUACUCCGUUGCCUCUGCCCGCCGCGGCGCCAGCGGCAGGCAUCGAUCUAUCUAGGUUAAUCGAGCACAUUUUUGUUACGCCAAAAAUUUUGUUCUUACCUUCCUCUGCAUGCCUUCGUUGUACAUAUACUCCUGUGUUUAACUAGCAUAGCCUGUCAUUAUUAUUACUAUUAUUAUGAUUAUUAUUAUUAUUAUUAUUCUCCGAUUGCUUGCGCCAGCGACGCUCAUUGUUGAUUUUAUUUUUGACGACGGCGGCGAGCGCGAAUUGUUAUUUUUUUACGGCGAUCGCUCUUGUUCUUUGUUCGAUUCCGCGUUUCGUUAUAGGACCCUUCGUCGCGUUAGUCUAAGAGUCGUCGGAUAAGAAGCGCCCAGAGGAAUAGUUAUUUUAUAAUAAGUCCGACAACGACACGCUUAGCAAUACACUUUGGGAGCGCUAAAUGAAAGGGUGGCGCGCGCGACGACGACCAGUGCAUUAUUCAGAAAGCCGUUCCUUCCUGCCUUCCUUUCUCUGUCUUUUAAAUUGUCGAGCGGCGUGUAGACACGAGCGCGCACAGCACACACAGGCUCGAGGCGACGGCGGACGGGGCUGCUUUUUUAUGCGCAACGUAUUCGCCGAGGAAAAACAUCGAGUAUUCCGUUAACGACUUUUUCUCUCCGUCUCGCUCGCUCGCGGAAAAAGAGGAAGGAAGAAGUGUGCGCAGCGCCUUCGGAGCGAGGCGAAAGAGAGUAAAAAGGAAAGAAGACCCCGAGGGGGUGAGUGUGCGCCGAAGAGAGAGAGAGAAAGAGAGAGAGAGAGAGAACCCUUUCCUCGACUCGCUCGCAUUUUCCCUCUCUGGCUUUUCCCGCUCUCGUCUAUUUCUCGCAGCGUCUCUCUCUCUCGCUCUCUCUCUCUCUCUCUCUCUCUCUUUCUCUCUGUAUCGAGAAUCGCCGGAUUUUUUCCUGGCCGAAGAAGGAAUAAUUGCUCCCUCCGCGCGAGGCUUCCGGUUCCGAGCAACAAUGCCCCGAGCGCUGCUGCCGUGGCCCUCCCCCCGAGUGAAAUGUGUAAGGAGAGAAAGGGAGCAGUAGCUCGUGCAGAGAGGGAGCGCUGCUGAAAAAAAGAAGCAUUGAGCCAACGAGCGAGCGAGAGAAAGAGAAAAGAGUGGAAAAAAGCGCAAAGACACAUACACACACACACACACACACACGCACGCACGCGCGCGCACGCUCGCAGGAAAAGACAAGAGGCAUAAGACACACAAGACUCGACACUGUGUAUCGACCGAAAAGCCUCAGGGCCGUAGGUGCCUGCGUGUCAGAAGUGCAGGCGAGCAGGCAGCAGCGUCGCGAUGAUCGCCGAACUCGCGCUCGAUCUCGCUCUCCCGUGUCGUGUCUAGCGAGCAGACCAGUCCUCGGCGCUCAGCUGUUACUCGACGCUUUUCCCUCGGAGCUCGCGAGCGCGGCGGAGACGCUCCGCCACUCGAUAAUGCAAAUUUACAGCUCGCAGCUGAUUCAGCGAUGCGUCACGCGCGGCGAUAAGGCCGCGCACGCACGCGCGGAGAAACGAAAUACAAUAGCCCGGCGAAUAAUAUCAGCAGCUCUUUCCAUUUCUCCUUCCGCGGCUCUCGCCCGCCUGCGUCUCGCCUUGCUCUCUGUCCUCUCCGCGCGGAUCGGCUAGUUUUUUCUGCCGUCACGAGCUCGGCGCCCCCUCGGCCUACGGGCCUGAUCUCCGCCGUCGAGUGCGCGUACCCACACACACUCACACACACACACACAGACACACACACAUCGCGAGAGAGCGCAAGAGAAAGAGCGCGUAGGCAUGUACGAGCGGCAAUGCAUUUAUGUAACUGACAAUGAGAUAAUUUUGCGAUGCGCGAUCGAUGCGCGAUCGAUGUGGAAUGCGCCGAAUCGAAGGAAGACGUAGCAUGUAUACGAAAUAGACGGAGGGAGAAACUGCGUGCAAGUGUGUGCGUGUAAAUAGCGAGAGAGAGAGAGAGAGAGAGAGAGAGAGAGAGAGAGAGAGAAAACAAGAGGCGCGUUAUAUAGUGUACAUGUAAUGCGAGCAACGAACGAUAGGCGUAUUAUCUCUGUUCGUGUGCGUGAGUGCGAUGUGUGCGUGCGCGUAGGCGACCGAGAGAGAAAGCGAUGCGCGGCGCCGCGUUGCCCCGCGUUGCCCCGCGUGCGAGUGCGACCAUAGGCGGGUGCGCGUUUAGACGUAUCAUAGGACGAUUUCGCGUCCAGUUGUCACUGCGAUCGGACGACGUCCACCUCUCUCUCUCGUCUUCUCUCUCGUCUUCUCUCUCUCGCUCUGUACCUCCGCGUUCUCUCUUCUUUUUUUUAUAUACCUUCGACCCGCUGCGUUCGCCCCUCGCGUAUACUGUAAUUUGCAUUGUAAAUAAACCGAGCAGCAUAUUCUCACAGCCACACACCUACACAGCGACACACCGACACACACACUGCGAAAUGUAUGACCAUGUGUAAUUGUAAAUAUGAAACAACAACAAAGGAACAUGAAAAAAUGUUUGUUAAAUAUAGAAUAUGUUACGUUUUCU
This is a messenger RNA of Phymastichus coffea, 5443 nucleotides long. Its product is annotated as F-box/LRR-repeat protein 14-like. Gene Ontology annotation, cellular component: SCF ubiquitin ligase complex. The record is from RefSeq and is a predicted model, not a curated record. The coding region runs from base 141 to 1946 and encodes 601 amino acids. NCBI's taxonomy places the organism in Eukaryota, Metazoa, Arthropoda, Insecta, Hymenoptera, Eulophidae. Gene Ontology annotation, molecular function: protein binding. Gene Ontology annotation, biological process: SCF-dependent proteasomal ubiquitin-dependent protein catabolic process. The transcript has 2 exons.